UCUAUCAGAGCCUGGUGGCCAUCUAACUCGUCCACUGUCAGAAUACUUUUAUCUGCUGAAACUAAUCUAUUGUGUAUUGAACUGAGGGGGAAAAAAAGAAAAUAUGAAUCCUGCCAAACUUAGAAGCAGAACAGAAAAUCAUUUCAAAGCCGAAGAAGAACAAGAAAUGGAUAAUUUAGGGAAAAAAGCUUGGGAUAACCCAGCAUACGAUGGUUCUCCAUCGCCAAAGAUUAAAGCAAUCUACAAUCCAAAAACCAUGCUGGAGAAUCCUUAUGACAGUAUGGACCAUUUGGGAGACCCACCACCCUAUCGCGAGCACCAGAGGCCCAAGAAACCCAAUUUCUGUUCAUUAUGCUGUUGUCACAUUGCUAAAGGAAUAAGAGGACUUUGGGGAACAACUCUAACCGAAGAUACAGCUGAAAACAGAGAACUUUAUGUAAAGACCACCCUGCGAGAACUACUGGUGUACAUAGUCUUCCUGAUGGACAUCUGUCUCUUGACUUACGGAAUGACCAGCUCUAAUUCCUACUAUUACACAAAUGUGAUGUCCAAUCUAUUCCUGACUACACCAGCAGACAAUGGAGUAACGUUUACGACCAUCAGCAGCAUGGCGGAUUUUUGGACGUAUUCACAGGGCCCUUUACUUGAUGGCCUUUAUUGGACCAAAUGGUACAACAACGCAACUCUAGUUAAUACUUCUAACUCCUUUAUCUACUAUGAGAAUCUGUUACUUGGGGUUCCACGUAUACGUCAGCUGAAGGUUAAGAACAAUUCUUGUGUCGUAUACAAGGAUUUCAGAGAAGACAUCUCUGGAUGCUUUGACGUGUACUCCGAGGACAAAGAGGACCACAUGCCCUUUGGACUUUAUAAUGGGACGCCGUGGACUUAUUACACAGAGGACGAACUUGGAGGAUCAUCUCACUGGGGAAAAUUGGCAACUUACAGUGGGGGAGGAUAUUAUCUAGAUCUUGAGCUAACCAAACAAGACAGUCAGAGGGAUUUGCAAAUAUUGAAAAAUAACCUCUGGUUAGAUCGAGGGACCCGUGCUGUGUUUGUUGACUUUUCAGUAUACAAUGCUAACAUCAACCUAUUCUGUGUUUUAAGGCUUGUUGUAGAAUUUCCAGCAACUGGUGGCGCAAUACCAUCAUGGCAAAUUCGCACUGUCAAACUUAUUCGAUAUGUGAGCGGAUGGGACUAUUUCAUCAUUGCCUGUGAAAUUAUCUUUUGUGUAUUCAUCUUUUACUAUGUUGUGGAAGAGAUGCUGGAACUGAGAAUUCAUAAAUUCAAAUACUUUACAAGUAUUUGGAAUAUACUGGAUGUGGUCGUUAUACUGCUUUCAUUGGUAGCUAUUGCAUUCCACAUUUUCCGAACUCUGGAGGUGAACAGACUCAUGGGAACGCUAUUAGAGGAGCCUUCGACGUACGCAGACUUUGAAUUUUUGGCUUUUUGGCAAACACAAUACAACAACAUGAAUGCUGUGAAUCUUUUCUUUGCAUGGAUUAAAAUCUUUAAAUACAUUAGCUUCAACAAGACAAUGACCCAGCUCUCGUCUACACUUGCCCGUUGUGCAAAGGAUAUUUUGGGUUUUGCAAUCAUGUUCUUCAUAGUUUUUUUUGCAUACGCACAACUAGGAUAUCUUCUGUUUGGGACCCAAGUGGAAAACUUUAGCACCUUUGUCAAGUGCAUAUUUACCCAGUUCCGCAUUAUCCUGGGUGACUUUGAUUAUGAUGCCAUUGAUAAUGCCAACAGAAUAUUGGGACCGAUUUAUUUUGUUACUUAUGUUUUCUUUGUGUUCUUUGUAUUGUUGAAUAUGUUUUUGGCCAUCAUCAAUGAUACAUACUCUGAAGUGAAGGAAGAGCUUUCAAACCAAAAGAAUGAGCUGCAAUUUUCUGACAUUUUAAAACAGGGUUACAGGAAGACAUUGCUGAAGCUUAAACUAAAGAAAGAGCGCAUUUCAGAUGUGCAGAAAGCUUUGCAAAAUGGCACAAAAGAAUUGGAAUUUGAAGAGUUUAAAAAUAGCUUAAAAGAGAUGGGCCAUGAUGACCAUGAAAUUACUGCAGCCUUUUCCAGAUUUGACCAAGAUGGUAACAGAGUUCUAGAUGAAGAUGAACAAAAACAAAUGAGAAACAUCUUAGAGGAAAGGAGGGUGGCUCUGAAUGCUGAGAUUGAGAAUCUGGGAAGAUCAUACAGAAACAAAGAUUUAAAUGAAGGUGUGAAUCUCACAGAAUUAAAGAACGCGUCUGCUAAAGCAAGUUGGGUGUCACAAGAAGAAUUCACGAUAUUUCUAAAGAGACUCCAGCAACUGGAAUUGUCCAUUGGUGGAAUAAUGAGAAAAAUAGAAUCGGUUGAAAUGAAACUCGAGACCAUGGAAACCAACAAAAUGAAGCAGACAAACAUUGUAGAUAAUCUGCAGAACAAUAUUGUAAAAGAAAAACAAAUUAGCCAGGAAGAAAUGCUCCAUCGCAACCUGGGACAGCUUGUUAAAGAGGAGAAGGAAGGAUGGGAGUCAGAAUAUAAGUCUAGGAAUAUUACGGACCCUUCCCACAGAAACAGCAAUACGCACUACCCAAACAUGGCUGUCUCACAGAAUUCCUUAAAUUUCCCUUAGAUCCAACACUGCUUGCAGUCUAAUAUUGUGUAUAGUUUACAACUGUCUCACCUUUUAAAUUGCCUACAAAAUACUUAAGAGAUUAUAUUUUAAAUAACGGAGCUAUUUCUUUAAUGUUGCACUUAAAAUUGUAUUUCAAGCAGACUAACAU
Messenger RNA from Pelobates fuscus (common spadefoot toad), 2759 nucleotides. It is a transcript of the gene PKD2L1, whose product is annotated as polycystin 2 like 1, transient receptor potential cation channel. The transcript is spliced from 15 exons. Gene Ontology annotation, biological process: detection of mechanical stimulus; potassium ion transmembrane transport. Bases 104 to 2608 code for a protein of 834 amino acids. The record is from RefSeq and is a predicted model, not a curated record. Gene Ontology annotation, molecular function: calcium channel activity; muscle alpha-actinin binding; calcium-activated potassium channel activity. NCBI's taxonomy places the organism in Eukaryota, Metazoa, Chordata, Amphibia, Anura, Pelobatidae. Gene Ontology annotation, cellular component: membrane.